Messenger RNA from Acanthosepion pharaonis, 600 nucleotides. The record is from the annotation of a GenBank genome assembly. Lineage: Eukaryota; Metazoa; Mollusca; Cephalopoda; Sepiida; Sepiidae.
AUGGCUGACAGCAACUGUGCUGGGGAAAAAUUAUCUCCCUUCCUUCCUUACUUACAUUCUUUCUUUCUUUCUUUCUUUCUUUCUUUCUUUCUUUCUCACUUUUAUGUGUGGAUACACGCGAACAUGUGUAUUAGGGAGUAUUCAUUUGUUAUAGUAUCUAUCUAUCUAUCUAUCUAUCUAUCUAUCUAUCUAUCUGUGUCCAUUAUCUAUCUAUAUAUCUGUCUAACUCAGUUUAUUCAUAUCUAUCCCAGUCUAUUCAUAUCUAUCUAUCUAGCUCAGUUUAUUUGUAUCUAUCCCAGUCUAUUCAUAUCUAUCUAUCUAUCUAUCUAUCUAUCUAUCUAUCUAUCUCAUUCUCAUUCAUAUUCUAUCUAUCUAUCUAUCUAUCUAUCUAUCUAUCUAUCUCAUUCUGUUCAUAUCUAUCUAUCUAUCUAUCUAUCUCAUUAUCUAUCUAUCUAUCUCAUUCUGUUCAUAUCUAUCUAUCUAUCUAUCUAUCUCAUUCUGUUCAUAUCUAUCUAUCUAUCUAUCUAUCUAUCUAUCUAUCUAUCUAUCUAUCUGUUCUUUAAGCUUUGGAGAUGCAUAUUUGCCUGUAUUCGACAAUGA